UCUGUAUGACUUGUCUCAAACCAAGAUUCUAGGUCCAUGCUCUCUCCCCCUUCCUCCUCUCUGGAAGGCUCCUGGGGUGGGUGGGGGUCUCCACCAUUCCCCCUUUGGCACUACCCACCAUUGGCACACGGCCCCUGGACGGUUUUGCAGAAGGCAAUGUGGGUGGCACAUAGGUUGGGAAACGCUCCGUAUCUUGCGCUGGGUCCUGUCACAUUGCAAGGCAGUUGUUGGGUUACUUCAGAGAGAGAGAGAGAGAUUUCCUGAAAAGUAGGUCUCAACCCUUCUGCACGUACUGUAGGUGUGACGUCUCUCAAGAUUUGAGGAAAGCAUCAUGAAGACUGUGAGGCUCAGCCUUUUCCUCCUCUUCCUCCUUCAGGUGGUCGCAGAUGCCACAGCGAGCUGCCCUUGCGCGGCCAAGCAUGUCGGCCCUGGCGCCAUGGUGUGCGUCUGCAACGCAACUUACUGCGACAUGAUGGGCCCCCUCUCCCUCCCGCCCGAGGGCACCUUCGUCAAGUACCUGAGCAGCAAGACUGGCAAGCGCCUGGAGCGAGGGGAAGGGAAGCUUUUGGCAAACAGGAGCUGCUCAGGGCUCCUGUAUUCCUACAAUCCCUGUGUUCACUACCAGUGCAUUAAAGGUUUUGGUGGCUCUCACACAGACUCGGCCGCGAUUAAUAUCAUGCAGUUGUCUCCACCAUCCCAAGAGCACCUGCUGCGGUCCUACUUCUCCGAAGACGGCAUCGAGUACAACCUUUUGCGCUUGCCCAUUGGCUGUUCGGACUUCUCCACUCACCCGUACUCUUACGACGACGACUGCCCCAACGACUUUGAGCUGAAAUGUUUCAGCCUGGCGCAGGAGGACACCAAGUUCAGAAUCCCUCUCCUUCAACGCAUGCUGGCCUUAUCUAAGGCACCCCUCUCCCUUGUUGCCAGUCCGUGGACUAGCCCUGGCUGGAUGAGGCUCAACGGCAACGUGGAAGGCAAAUCGAGGCUGAAGGGCAAAGCCGGAGACAUGUACCACAAAACGUGGGCCCGCUACUUCGUCAGGUUCCUGGAUGAAUAUGCCAGACACAACAUCACCUUCUGGGCAGUGACACCUCAGAACGAGCCCUUCAGUGCUCUCCUCAUGCCCAGUGGCGACUUCCCCGUCAACCGCUAUAAUGCCGAAGAGGAGCGAGACUUCAUCGUCCUAGACCUGGGCCCUGAGCUGGCCGCCAGCUCCCACAAAGAUGUCCUGCUCAUCAUGCUUGAUGACCAGAGGGCCGACAUCCUCAACUGGGCCAAAGUGAUCCUUGGAAACAGCAGUUCCGCCAGGUACGUGGCAGGCAUCGGAAUCCACUGGUACUUCGAUCCCAUAACCCUUCCGAGCCUGACUCUGGAGGCCACACACUCCCUCUUCCCCAAUUACUUCCUGCUCUACACAGAAUCUUGUAACGGUUAUGGGCCGACUGACGUGGAUGUCGACCUCGGGAGCUGGGACCGGGGCGUCAAAUAUAGCCAGAGUAUCUUGGAGAACAUCAGCAAGCAUAUUGUGGGUUGGAUCGACUGGAACCUGGCCCUGGAUAUGCGCGGGGGACCCAACUUCAUUAAAAACUUUGUGGACAGCCCGAUCAUCGUGAAUGCUGCAAAAGACGAAUUCUACAAGCAGCCCAUGUUCUACCACUUAGCUCAUUUCAGCAAGUUCAUCCCGGAAGGCUCCGUCCGAGUCUUGCUGGCUUGCAACAGCCUCCUGGGCAAUUGCCAACUACAGACCGAGGGCUUCUUACGCCCGGAUGGCGUGGCAGUGGUGGUUGUGCUUAAUAAGUGUUUCCGGAGUGUGCCUUUCAGCAUCUCAGAUGAUCAGCUUGGCUACAUUGAGGAUGUUGCUCCGUCCAACUCCAUCCAGACUUACCUGUGGAAGACUUCCGGUGCCUGCCUCAGAGGAAAGGGGCAAAGGAAAUGCCUUCUCCCCACAAGGUGACCCGGAAGCAGCCUCAAUCUUCCCCCUGCCUCACCCUGCAAACCUAAAGAUCAUGGAUAGAGCCUGAUUGCUGUCAGGCUUUGGGGAAUUUGAUCCCUCGCCCAGUGGCAGUAAAUAAGCAGAUCAAAUGAAAGGAGCAUCCUUACCAGUUAGUUCUUUAAUAAUCACAGCGAGAGACAAAGGAAUGCAUAUCUCUCUAGAAAUGGUGGUGCUCCCAGUAAAGGUUUCCCCUCCCCCAUCCCCAUUAAUCUGCGUCACUCCUACGUCAGGUAACCCGAGCUUGUUGCUGCUGCGCUCUCCAUUCUAUCACUCUCCAGGGAGAGAGGGGAAAACAGGGAAAGUGAACAACUGGCUUCGCAAAUGGUGCAAACAGGAACGGUUUGGAUUCUUAGAUCACGGUCUGCAGUUUCUUGAAGACGGACUUCUGGCAAGUGAUGGGCUGCACCUCACAAAGUUUGGGAGGAAUGUUUUUGCCACAAAACUCAAAAACCUCAUCAGGAGGGCUUUAAACUGACUUAUGUGGGGGAGGGAGACAGUGGUCCGGAAGGUAGGAAUUUGCUGCCAAGAAGUGUGGUGGAGUCUCCUUCUUUGGAGGUCUUUAAGCAGAGGCUUGACAGCCAUAUCUCAAGAAUGCUUUGAUGGUGUUUCCU
Molecule: messenger RNA, 2607 nt
Organism: Zootoca vivipara (common lizard)
Lineage: Eukaryota; Metazoa; Chordata; Lepidosauria; Squamata; Lacertidae
Product: lysosomal acid glucosylceramidase
Biological process (GO): glucosylceramide catabolic process
Molecular function (GO): glucosylceramidase activity
Source: RefSeq, a predicted model, not a curated record